Molecule: messenger RNA, 3555 nt
Organism: Cololabis saira (Pacific saury)
Lineage: Eukaryota; Metazoa; Chordata; Actinopteri; Beloniformes; Belonidae
Gene: ppardb
Product: peroxisome proliferator-activated receptor delta b
Exons: 8
Coding region: 385-1905 (506 amino acids)
Biological process (GO): negative regulation of inflammatory response; hormone-mediated signaling pathway; positive regulation of transcription by RNA polymerase II
Cellular component (GO): nucleus
Molecular function (GO): nuclear receptor activity; RNA polymerase II cis-regulatory region sequence-specific DNA binding; zinc ion binding
Source: RefSeq, a predicted model, not a curated record
AGGAGAGGGGGAGUCAGUGGAGCAGCAGAGGAAAAGCUGAGUGAAUCAAAGCAGCAGUAGACCUGUGGGGAGAGACGGGGAGAUACUAGCAGUAACUUUUACUGGUUUUAAUGUGUCAACAGUGUUGUUUUCUACCUCCCCCGCCCCUGCUCUUCAGCUCAGCGGUUCAUAAACCCAACAUGGAGGCCUGAGUGUGUUUACAAGUUUAAAGUCUGGACGGUGGCCGCGUUAGCCGCUCCUGCUGGGACUCACAACAACUUACUGUCAGCGAUCACAGCAGCCUGGACCCCGCCUGAAGCCAGCUGACCCCCCGGAGACGAGAAAGUGGAGCUAUGAUGACAACGUGACAGGAGAUGAGAUGCUGAGUCAGCUUCAAUAGGAACCAUGGAAGGGUUUGAGCAAACUGCCAAAGAGCAGCUUGACAAGGUGAAUGGCUACUGCAAGCCCAAGUCCCCCCAGGACGCAGCUGAAGUUAGGUGGAAGCCACCGGAGGGAGAGUCUGGAGGCUCUGACAGCUGUGGAGGGACAAGUGUGUCAGAGUCAACGGACCUGCAAGAGUUUAAGACUCGGGAAAGUGAGGAUGAAGAGGAGAAGGAGGAAAUGAUUAUUUCAAAGGGCGUGAAAGGGGACCAGAAGAAAAGACAGAAAGCCGAUCAAGAUCAGGAGAACGACCACAACAAGCAAAAUAAUAGUGCAUCAUCUAGCUACACUGACCUUUCCCAAACAUCAUCGCCUUCGUUAUCAGAACAGCUGCGUCUUGGCAAAGAAGACAGUGCAGGGUCGAGCAUCAGUGUGGAGUGUAAGGUCUGCGGGGACAAGGCUUCUGGCUUCCACUAUGGCGUACAUGCCUGUGAAGGCUGCAAGGGUUUUUUCCGGCGGACCGUGCGGAUGAAACUGGAAUAUGAGCGCUGUGAGCGUUCCUGCAAGAUUCAGAAGAAGAACCGCAACAAGUGCCAAUAUUGUCGCUUCCAGAAGUGCCUGUCUUUGGGAAUGUCCCAUGAUGCGAUCCGAUACGGGCGUAUGCCUGAGGCCGAGAGGAAAAAACUGGUGGCAGGCUUGCUUGAAGAGGAACUGAAUCUCAGCAAACCGGGCGGCUCCGACCUGAAGACAUUGGCCAAACAAGUCAACACAGCCUACCUGAAGAACCUCAGUAUGACCAAGAAGAGGGCCCGCAGCAUUUUAACAGGCAAAACCAGCAGCACCUCACCAUUUGUGAUCUAUGACGUGGAUUCGCUCUGGAAAGCAGAAAGUGGUUUAGUAUGGAGCCAGCUUACGACAGGUGCACCACUGACCAAGGAGAUUGGUGUUCACGUGUUUUACCGCUGUCAGUGUACUACAGUGGAGACGGUGCGAGAGCUUACCGAGUUUGCCAAGUGCAUUCCAGGGUUUGUGGACCUCUACCUUAAUGACCAGGUAACGUUGCUUAAGUAUGGUGUUCACGAGGCUAUAUUUGCCAUGCUGCCAUCUCUAAUGAACAAAGAUGGACUGUUGGUAGCCAAUGGCAAAGGCUUCGUCACGAGAGAGUUCCUGCGCAGCUUAAGGAAGCCCUUCAACGAGAUCAUGGAGCCCAAGUUUGAGUUUGCUGUUAAGUUCAAUGCUCUGGAGUUGGAUGACAGUGACCUGGCCUUGUUUGUGGCUGCCAUUAUUCUCUGUGGAGAUCGUCCGGGGCUUAUAAAUGUGAAGCAGGUGGAACAGAGUCAGGACAACAUCCUCCAGGCCCUGGACCUCCACUUUCAAGCAAACCAUUCUGACUCUGUCUACCUCUUCCCCAAGCUGCUUCAAAAGAUGGCUGACCUCCGUCAGCUGGUUACUGAAAACGUUCAACUUGUCCAAAAGAUUAAAAAAACUGAGUCCGAGACCUCGCUCCACCCUCUACUGCAGGAGAUCUACAAAGACAUGUAUUAGAAACCUCCAGCACAGACUGAUUCGAGCAAUACUGUUACAAACUGAAUAUACGGUUAUAAUAAUACACUGCAUUCAGUUUAAGCACUGUUCCACUUUUGGACAUGACUUUUAACUAGGUGAGGUAAAUUCAUUUGGUAGGGCUAACAAUCACAAUGUCAGCAUUACUCUCAGCACAGUAGUAAGCAUGUGUGUGCGCGUGUGUGGGGAGCAUCUGGAAUCAUUUGCUGCAAGCCUUAGUUUCCCACGAAGGUCACCUAGCAGGAAGACUGAUAUGUUUUCUUUCUGGGGUUGUUCCUUUUUCAUCCUCAUAGAAAAGCUGCCCCCAGAGCAGUCUUUAUAGAGCUUCUCCUCAUUCACCUUAGCUCUGUUUUGCUUUAAAGGGAAAGCGUUUUAUGUUCACAAACCAAUGGCAUAGUUAAAAUGAAUGAGAGAAAUUUUAUUUCCAUGUAAACGUGAUUGUAAUUUUUUUUUUUUUUUGCGGAAUUUUAGUGAAGCUUAUGAUGCACAGCUUAUCUGUUUACAUCAUUAUCAACAUCUUUACCACCAUAAUCAUCAUCAUCGUCAUCAUCAUCAUCAUCAUCAGUGACCAGAACUUUGCCAUUUGGUUGAAAGAACACAAACUGGACUGAUUCCAGCACUGUAGAGCUUGUCUGUGGAAUAACGUUUUCCAUUUUUAAAUAAAUGUGAGAUCCAAUUUAUAUAGAUUUUGUCUUCAAGCCAUCUACGCAAAUGGUAACUGUAGAAUUGUGCUGCAGACUGUACCCUCUGAUGCUGACAUUAUAAACACAUGACUCGUUCAAGUACAAGGGAGAACACAUUAUUUUUCUGUUUCUCUUUUGACAUGCAGAACACAUCGAAGUUUCCAUUCUCUGACUUUUUAUUUUAUUUGUAAUUGUACUAAUUAUUUGUAAUUGAUCUUAUUUGUUAGGGUAAAACAUGAAUGAUUACAUUUCAUGCAUGUGUGUUUUAUAUUACAUCAUGCCUUCCUGUUUAAACUAGGUCUUACCAAUUAUACUGUAUAAUCAAGCAAAAAACAACAAACAAACAAAAAAAACUUAAUUAGGAAUUUGGAUUGAACCUGGAUUGACCUUAAACCAUCACACUAAACCAUAUAUGAGAAAUGUAAUGAUGGACAGUAUCCAGUAUCUACUUUCAUAUGACAUUUUUGUAAUCAUGAUGCACUGGUAUGCAGUCCUAGUUUACUUAGUUUGUGUCUGAUUUUUGUAAGCAUUAUUGUUGCUCAAGUUAUGCAUCCUCUGUUUCUGAUGCACUUAUCCUAACUGGACUUCACUGUACCAGGUCUAGUGCACACAUUUCUCCAUAGUAUUUCUCCUUGGGUGCUCUUAUUCCCCAUCUACAUCUCAAAUAUGUAACUGUCAUAUUUCUAACAUAUAUUUUUGCCUUUUAACACUUGCACAUUAGUCCACUUUGCAAAAUUGAUAUCACUGGUUGACAUGGAGUGUAUCAUGCUGGGUUGUGGUUGGACAAAGCAAGAAAUUGCACCAAAGUGUAUGUAAGCUACCUCUGCACAAGUAAUGGGUUCACAUAUUUAUAUAAAAAUACAUGUUAAGACUUGAAAUAAUUUUUUGUCACAUGUAAACUACCAGUUCUAUUUUAGCAAUUUAUCGCUCAUAAAGUUGUUUAGAAAUA